This is a messenger RNA of Periophthalmus magnuspinnatus, 7590 nucleotides long. RefSeq names its product junctophilin 3a (gene jph3a). The transcript is spliced from 9 exons. Bases 54 to 2504 code for a protein of 816 amino acids. Lineage: Eukaryota; Metazoa; Chordata; Actinopteri; Gobiiformes; Gobiidae. Gene Ontology annotation, cellular component: endoplasmic reticulum membrane; junctional membrane complex; plasma membrane. The record is from RefSeq and is a predicted model, not a curated record. Gene Ontology annotation, biological process: regulation of synaptic plasticity.
CUUGGAGUCCUGUGUUCACCCCCAGCCCCACGUGCGCGCCCCUGUGUUUAUGCAUGUCCAGUGGAGGCAGGUUUGACUUCGACGAUGGGGGGUGGUACUGUGGGGGGUGGGACCAGGGGAAGGCCCAUGGCAGGGGUGUGUGCACAGGGCCGCAGACCCAGGGGGAGUACGCGGGAGCCUGGAGCCACGGGUUUGAGCUUUUGGGUGUCUACAGUUGGCCCAACGGAGGAUCCUACAAAGGCACGUGGGCCCAGGGGAAGAGGCACGGUGUGGGGGUGGAGACCAAGGCAUGCUGGGAGUACCGAGGAGAGUGGACCCAGGGCCUAAAGGGACGCUACGGGCAGCUGGAGAGCACCACGAGUGGAGCGAGGUACGAGGGGACGUGGAGCAACGGGCUGCAGGACGGAUACGGCACCGAGACCUACUCCGACGGAGGCACGUACCAGGGUCAGUGGCUGGGCGGAAUGCGGCACGGAUAUGGCGUGCGUCAGAGCGUUCCAUAUGGGAUGGCGGCUCUGAUCCUGUUCCCCCUCAGGACCUCCAUAAACUCCCUGAGGUCGGACCACAGCGGCCCUGGGCCCCUGCAGCCGGAGGAGGGGCCCGUCCCACCCGGAGACGCCUCCAAUGCGGCAGUGUCAGGCCUGAGUCCAGUGGGUCGUGGUGGCUUCGCACUGACCGCUCCCAGUGAAGCGGAGCGGCGUAAACGUAAAGGACGUCUGCGACAGUCAAUCCUGAGCGGACUGAAGCUACGCCGCUCAGAGUCAAAGUCGUCUCUGGCCUCUCAGCUCAGCAAACAGAGCUCUUAUUGCAGUGAGACCGGAAUGAGCACCGUCAGCUCUGACCUGCAGUCCAACCACAGCCAGCAGGGAGCUCCGAUCGACGCCACAGUCACAGAGAUGUACGCGGGCGAGUGGAGGACGGACCAGAGAACCGGUCUGGGCAUUGGCCGGCGCUCCGACGGGCUCACCUACUCUGGCGAGUGGCUCGGCAACAAGCGCCAUGGUUACGGCUGCACCACGUUCCCUGAUGGCACCAAAGAGGAGGGCAAGUACAAGCAGAACGUCCUGGUCAGUGGAAAACGCAAAAACCUGAUCCCCCUGAGGGCUAGCAAGAUCCGCGAGAAGGUGGACCGAUCGGUGGAGGCUGCGGAGAAGGCAUCAGACAUCGCCAAGCAGAAGGCCGAGAUCGCACUGUCCAGGAUGAGCCACGCUCGUGGUAAAGCUGAGGCUGCAGAGUCAGUGGCGCAAAAGGCUCUGGAGGAAAGUCGUUUGGCCCGAAUCACGGCCAAAGAGCUGUCUCCCUCUUUCCACAUCUAUGAGAACGGUCUUGAGAGUGAGCGACCAAAGCACCCGGAUGGAAAGGACAAACCCGAUCCAUCGUCCAGCAGUGAGAGCCCCCUGUGCACCCCCGACACCACGCCCUCCGCUCUCACGCCUGACUUCAGCCCCAUCGCACCUGCCUCACCCCCCAAACAGCGUUCACGAAAGACCUGCUUCCACCGCCAGAGUGCCCUGGAUGACCACGCAGAGAUACAGGUGCUGGUGGAGGGGAGGGGCCUGGAGCUGCAGAGGGGCGGGGCUAACCACACCUGGGCAGAAGAUAGGUACAGCAGCCGGUCGACCACGCCCUCUCUGCUGGAGGAAACAGAGGGGCAGAUCAAUGGCCAUGAGCCUGUCGUGGUCGUAGCCAAUCACAAACCGCGAGACAAAACCCCACUGACCAAUCACAAGCCUCGAGAUACGAACUCCCAUUAUAAAACCUGGGAGCACUCGCUAUCCAAUCAGAAGCCCUCAAAGCACGGCUCCUCCAAUCACAAGACGCGGGAAUAUUCCUCAUCCAAUCACAAAACAUGGGAUCACUCGUCAGCCAAUCACAGCUAUAAGCCUCAGCUGCACGUUCUAACCAAUCACAAAGGCCCAGACCAUGCAGCGUCCAAUCACAAAGCAGCAGAGCAUGUUUCGUCCAGUCAUCACAAGCCCCAGGACUAUGCCUUGACUAAUCACAGCGUAAAGGAGCAUGUGAUAGGUUAUGGGAACCACAAACAGCACAACCAUAGGCCGAGCACAGGCCACACCCACCACUGGAGCCCCACCCACUCACGACUGACGGAUGAAUGCUCCGGUGACUACAAGGACCACUACACGGUGGACAUGCGUCUCUCCGACUCGCUCUCGCCCUGCCCCUCGCGCCCCAGACCGCGGCUGCGCCCGGUCCGUGAGGGCUCUGUGGACUCUGUGCAGAGACUGGACCGCCUGGCUCUGGGGACAGAGCCUGAGGACAGAGGGGCGGGGUCAUACACAGCUGAGGGUGAGGAGCCAGAGCCGUGGCCAAUGAACAGAGACCUUACUCUGUCGACGCCGCUGCGGUCGCCACCCAUCAUCGACCUGGAGGUGGAGCCAGAGAGCAGCCUCAAGACGCACUCAGGCUCCAGCUCGUUCCUGGUCGUCAUGGUGAUUUUACUCAAUAUCGGAGUAGCCAUUCUUUUCAUUCACUUCUUUAUUUAGGCCUCUGCAGGUAACGCCUACAGACUUUUGUGGUAAAAAUAUGGUAAACUCCUCCUCCUCUUCCUCCUGGUGCAAAGGGACAGAGGAUCUGCCCAGAUCUAAACCAGGACCAGGACCCUGACUCUUGAAGCGGCCUGCAGGGGGGAGCAGAGAGCAUGAAGUACCUAAAAACUGAGAUGGUUAGACCUUUGUUUGUACACUUUUACAGAAGUCACACGUUGCACCAGCUCUGCACAGAGGAGAGCAGCCCAGAACUGGGACUGAACUCACCACACAGAACGUCCAUCUUAAACCAAGGCAGCCGCUAAGGCUUUCAAACUCCUGAUCAACCUACUUACAGUUGCUCUACCUGAUUUUUACUCUCUUAAAAAUGUGAAAAACAGAACAAAUUCAUUUUAAAUGGUUUGCAGUGGUCCAAAGUUAAUCCUCGCUGACCUUAUGCAUUCAGAGCAUCCUAGUUAUUCAACGGGAUGAGUUUAUAAGCACUUUUCACAACAUUUAGAGGCCAGAGAGAGGUUUGCCAUCACGGUAACGUGCAUUUCCUGAUUAUCAGAGAAUGAGACAGUUCAUUGUUGUCAAUACAAUCGGACCUCCAUGGAAACAAGCAAGUGGUGGACCUUCUGCCAGAAAAAAUACACACUGUAUCUUUAAAUACAGAUGAGAAAAUACAACAUAAAAUGCCCACUGCACUAUAACUACACAGUAGUCUGAAGCCUUACACUGCGUUUGUUUAGGAUGGACUGGAAGAUUGUAGUUUUGCAGAGAGCUGGUGCUGUUCGAUGUAAACAUGCCAACUUGAGCAUGGCACAGUGUAUUUCUGCCUUUUGCGUUUGGGGCCCGAUCUUGUCUUUCCGAUUAUAUUGAUUAUUAUUAUUAACUAUGCGCUAUAUUCAGAACUAUGCUGCAAGAGUAGAUCCAUUUAAAGGGCUCUUUCCUCUUCUCUCUCGUUUUGUCGUUCGGUUUCGCGGCAGCCAUUUUGCAUGAGGCUGUUUCAAACCUGAAUCCCUUUAACAUUUUCACACUUUAAGACGCGUUUAUCGGUUUAAACUUCACGGCAAAACUUACUCCAGCAUUUGACUAAAUCAGCUAGUUAUCGGUACAAUUUCAUAAUAAUGACUACAGCUUAAAGUGCAUAUAACAGGUUAGAUUACACAUUUCACUAAAAUAUAGUUAACAUCAUUAUAUUUAAGGUUUUAUUUACAAUCUUGGCUAGUCUUUUCUAGUUUUGUAAUUUUGGUCAAGUUUAUACUUUCACUUGAGGUGAUGAGGUAAUUCCAUAACUGUUUUUUUUAGCAAUCACAAAGUUAACAAGGGCGAAAGCUAAACAAAAUGACGCAACAGUUACAUAGGUAGAGGGAUUCUGUUUUACAACUCACCACAACUUCCUGUAUUUUUGUACUUUUUCCCAUAUCAGUUAACUGCCACCUAACUGAUGUAAAACUAAGAUAAAUAUUUAGCACAGGCACUAUCCCAGAGUCAGAAUUAGAAAAACAUUAAAACCUGCUAUAUGCACUUUAAAUUAAUCUGCUUAGGAUCAGUUCCUAUCUAUUUAAAAUAUGAAAAGCUAAUAUUACAAAAUAUCAAGUUAAUGAUAAAACCUACCAAACUUAACAAACCAACCCUAACCCCUAACCCCUAACCCUUAUUCUCCUAAACCCUAACCCCCUAAACCCUAAAAACCCUAACCCCUAUUACCCUACCCACCUAAACCUUUACAUUCUAAACCCUAAGCAUAACCCCCUAAACCCCUAAACCCCUAAACCCCUAAACCCCUAAACCCCUAAAUCCCUAAAUCCCUAAAUCCCUAAAUCCCUAAACCCUAACCCAUGUAAAGUCAAAUUCUGGAGUAACAAUAGCUUCACCACUUCACUAUAAGUCACUGUCUUUGUUUGACAUUAAAAAGGCUGUAAUAACAACAAUGGACCAACAGAGUGAACAUGAUUUUGAAUUAAACUCAAUGUAAUGUUUUUUCUCAUGGAGGGUCAGCCAUGUUGUUACUGUUUUGCCUGAAAUGUUCCACAGUAUGGCAUUAAACAUAUCACACUGAUUCAAUUACAGAUGUUUUAAUGUUCAAAUACCUUGAAAAAACAUGCCUUCUUACAGAAAGCGGGUAGCAGGUGUCUUGCCAAAGGACACAACGGAAGAAUGUAGAAGUCAGAGCUAACCACCAACAUUCAGACUAAAAAAAAUUAACCCUCCCACCAAAGCCACUGUAACGACUAAUUGACUAAUACUUCUGAAAAAUAGCUUUACUCUUAAUAAAUAAUUAAUGAAUAAUAAAUAAAUACUUAAUAAAUAGGAUAAGCUUUUCUGCUUCUUAACGGUACUCUGUGUAACAUUUUUGGUGGAGGAUCCGCACUCCUCUGUCUGCUUGUCUCAAUGGAGAUGUUGUUGCUUUGCUUGAAAUAUUUCACAGCAGGCAUUAAACUUAUCUUGCAUUUGUUCAUUUACUGGUGUUUUUAUUGGUCAAAAAGUCCUUGAAAAGCAAGCAUUCUUACAGUGAGCAGGGUUGCUUCUCAACAGAUCUGACAUUUAACUUGGCCUAGUGGCACCACAACUAGCAUGCUAACUUCCUCGGACAAUAAAUUGUUUUAUAAUUAGAUGGAACAAGCACACAGCAGACUCAUUUAGACCUACUUAUACAACAUCCUUUUACUGGGGCAAGAAAAUGUACAAAAUCAGGUACAUGCCCUUUAAUGUGAUAGUGUGGAACAUUCCAGUCAAACCAAUAACCAAAUUUAUCUUCAUGGAAAUGACAAGCAAGUAGCCAGAAAAGUUACAUAGUGCACUUUUAAAAUUAAAUGUUUGGCUCUGUGUCAGUCCUGUCCAUUGGUCCAUUAUUGUAACAGUCUGUGGUUUUUACAAAGAUUUACCGUUUUUAUUUCUAUUUCUUUUCCUCCUCUCCUCGGCCCGGUGUAUAGCCUGAGACUGUUAAACUCUAUACUCCAACGUGUUUCUGUUUGAACGAAUGCUGCUGAGUGCCUCGUAUCAUUUUUAUCUCGGUUUUAAAAAAAUACCCUUUUAAAACUAUAUAAGGCCCACUGAGGGGUCAACAAAGACCUGCUCCAAAACUGUACAGGACAUUUUAACAGUGUGACCACCAGUAAUCUCAAUUAAACAUGUUAUUAAGCUGUUUCCUCAUCAAAAUCAUAGAGUUAGGGGCGGACGAUAUGCCAAAAAAACAAUAACACGAGCAUGAUUAAAAUUGCAUCACAAUUCAUAAGAACUACUAUUUCCUUGAAGAGGGACAGGAACCUGCUUCUUUUAAAAAUGCACUUUAUUGCCAUUGGUCAUAUCCAGCUGUCACUCAGAGCAUUGACAAGAUUGACCAAUAGGAGGUUUAAAUGAGGAAAAGUGUAUUUGUUUAAACACAGAGUUGCAUUCAAGACAAAAUUUGGUGGAUCGCAACAUAACGGUUUUAUCAAAAUAGCAGAUCGUCACAGGAAUAGGAUCACAGUUCGAUUUUUAUCACCAGGCUGCAGUAGUAUUUUGUUUGUGGGGAUGUGUUAAACUUUUAAAUAAAAAAUAAAACAGGUUUGCGAUGUAAUCAAAAAGUAUAAGUAUGUAUAUUGGUUAUCUCGAUAUUGGAGGAUUUCCCCAGAUAUCGUAUCGGUCUGAUAUGUCUGAUAUUGAAAAUUUAGCCGAUAUUUGGCGCCAAUGUUUUUUCUGCACUGCCCUGGUCUGUGUGCCUGUGUGUCAUUCCCAGUUUGUCCUCAGUGAUUCAGAUUUGUCUUUUUGAGUAAAAUUAUUUAUGAAAAUAUAAGUUUAUAUCCCAGAAAAAUAAAUUUCAGUAUUUUUACAAAAGCAAAAAGUAAAUUUGUAAACUUUACUAGAACUUAAUAUAAACUUGGUCUCUACUAUAGAUUUUACAAGCAUGCUAGCAGCGCACUUCCUGAUGAUUAGACAAUAUAAACCGCUUUAUAAUUAGAUGCAGUACACAGGAGACUUAAUUUAACCUCAAGAGCUGCUUAUACAAUAUAUAUGCACUGGGGCAAGACACAUUGUGCUCAAAUAUAUGGAAAAUAAUCGGGUACAGGGCCUUUAAGCAUAUUAUGUUCUAAUUAAAACAGACUAUUUAAAUGACUUUGUUGUCACACUGUUACUCUGCCUGUAGUUUUGCGAGCUGCGUUGUCCUGGAGGAGAGUCCUGGGACUGUCUGCGGUGAAAUGGCAUGCACUGUUUGUCUCUAACAGGUUCCACUAAAAUACGUCACGUCGCUGGGGUUUCUGCGCAUGUUCGUUUGGAGUCCCCACUUUAACGAAUCCAUGUACGGCCACAAGUGCACUCUCUCUGCACCAGACCACGGCAUCAGAGCAACUGUUUACGGAGUGACUAUGAAAAGGGAAGGGAAAAAUGACAAACAAUAUGAAUAAUUAGAUAUAGAACUCAACUUGGACCAAACAAGGACAAACACAAGACAUAACGGGACUAGAGAGGUUAAAGAUGUGUAACUUUUCUGUUGGAGGGUAUGCUAUGCCUGUUUGUCUCCAUGGAGAUGUUAUUGCUUUGCCAAGAAUGUUAAACUCAUCUAACUUGCAUUUAUUUUCAUUACAAAUGGUUUGAUUGGUCAAAAAUCCUUUGAAUAACAGCAUUCUUACAGUGAUUUGCCUCUCCAUAGAUCUGACAUGUACCUUGGCCUGGUAUUGCCACCUGCCAUAUUGUGGAACAUUCAAGGCAAAGCGAUAGCAUCUAGAGAUAAAUACAUGGUGUAGCCUUCACCAGAAAGGUAAUGCAGUGUUUAUUAAAAUGUAAACACUGAUUUUUAGGACAAAGGAGAUGAGCACAAGAAGAAUGACUAAUUAGGACUUUAGAUCUAGGACAUAAGUAAAUCUAUAAACCAGAACUAUGACCUAAAUGUGAUGACCUCUCCUGAUGCCCUGCUCUGGUCAAAUUGCCCCAGUGCACUCUGGGAGACCGAGUUCUUGUGGCUGUGGUUCUGUGGCUCGAGGCUGAUUGAUAGGAGUCUGUUUUGUACGGCACUGACGCUCCAUGUUGUGACCAUUGCAUGCACAGCAUGCUCUUUCUACUCUUUGGUUUAUGAGGUUGUUUCCAACUUAAUGUGGAGAAAAUAUCUACUGUUUCAAAC